AGGAAGGAAGAUGUGGUCCUCACCUACUACAGCUCCUUUCAUGCAAUAGGCAUGUGUGUGCAGAUGAAAUGUGCCACCUUGACUGUCAUUGGUUGACAGAGGUUGUCUGCAUGCUUCCAGCCAAAGAGGGUUAGUUUUAAGCUGAUGUCCUUUAAUCCAUCUUCACUUUCUAGCAUCAUUCCUGUGACAGCACCGUAAGAACAAUGAGUGCCACGAGAAGCCCCGAGCAUCUAGCAGACGCUUGUCUCCCGUCCUCCACCGGCGAGCUCUUGACAAGCAAAGACGACCCUGGAGAUCUGAGAAGGCUUCUGCCACUCACCGGCUCAUCUGUACUGGCACGACGACUGUUCCACCUCCAGUCAUACCGCAACCCACUCAUGCCCAACAGACGACGCAAACGAGAGAUGACUCCCACUGAGAAAAAGGAUGCCUCGUAUUGGGUGAAACGGAAGAAGAACAACGAGGCCGCCAAGCGUUCCAGAGAAAAGCGACGACUCAACGACUUCAUGCUGGAGGGGCAACUAAUGGCUCUAAGCGAGGAGAACGCCCAGCUCAGGGCCGAGGUGCUGAGUUUGCAGUAUCACAUGGGGAUCGGGCGAGGUCUGGAUGCCAGUCAUCCCAUGGUGCCCUUCCACUAUCCUGUUGCGUCCCAUCUCAAGCCUUCCCUGUGGGGUUUGCCUACCAGUAAUGCUCCAGAAGCUCCAGAGCCGUACCAAUCUUGGCAUGGCUCAUCUCCGUUCAUCUCACCCCUGAGGGUGCCUCCUAAAAGUGCCAACUUACCUUCACAGAUUAGCCAUUUGGACAACAGUGCUGACCCAGUAGAGGCAGACACAGCAUCCCACCCACAGGUCUCUUCCAGCAACGACCCACCAAGCCACCCACAACUGUUUCCGGCCCAGAGAGCAUCUGCGGCCUCAACACCCCCUCCUCAACUCCUGCCUGGGCUGAGCCAGUCUACCACCCAGCACAGCAACCAGAUGCUUCCUUGGGGCUCGUCAUCUUUGCGUCCAUCUCCCCUUCAUCCCAACUGGCCGCUGUCCUUCCCUCUGUCGCUACGAGACACAGACGGAUCUCGUAAUGGCGUACGGUCCCUGUGGAACUUCAACAGCAGGUACAGCAUGCUGUCUGCGGAGAUCUCAGGACAGCUCAGAAGAAUCUUUUGCUCGGAGAACUCUUAAUCAGCAAUGACGCUGCCUGAACAGUUAUUCAUUGUGGUAAUAACCUGCUAAAAGGGAUUGUCCACCCGAAAACAAACUGUAGACUUACUCAUGUUGUUCCAAACAUGUAAGACUUUCAUUCAUCUGUAGGGCACAAAUAUUUAGGAAAAUGUCUUAGUGAUUUUGUCCAUACGGUGAAAGUUACAGCCGGUUUUGGAUCCCAUUUUGGACCCAAAUGAUCACUGUAUAGACGCUGAAGAAAGAAUGUGAAAGACAUGGGUGAACUAUUUCUUUAAGGUAUUAGCUGUGCUUAAUGUAGUGAUGUGCAAGCCAAUCUUUCCAUACAGCGUAUAAAAUGAUAGCUAAACCAUGACUUGGAUAAUAUCAAAAUGUUUAUUCUGCAAAUAUGUGGCCACUUGAAAUAAAAAAAUUGUUAUUCAUUUUA
Molecule: messenger RNA, 1602 nt
Organism: Carassius gibelio (silver crucian carp)
Lineage: Eukaryota; Metazoa; Chordata; Actinopteri; Cypriniformes; Cyprinidae
Product: nuclear factor interleukin-3-regulated protein
Exons: 2
Coding region: 204-1178 (324 amino acids)
Biological process (GO): circadian rhythm; regulation of DNA-templated transcription
Cellular component (GO): nucleus
Molecular function (GO): DNA binding; DNA-binding transcription factor activity
Source: RefSeq, a predicted model, not a curated record